GUAUCUGUUUACCUGGUGCAUCAUUUGCUCGCAUUAUUCAACUAAUUUGUGUGUUUUCAUUUAAAUAUGUCCACAAAGCCUGUUCUAUAUUACGCACUCUUCAGUCCUCCAGCUAGGGCCUGCAUUCUGACUGCUAAACUAAUUGGUUUAGAUGUUGAACUUAAAGCCGUUGAUUUUUCAAAGAAGGAACAUUUAAGCGAUGAGUUUCUAAAACUCAAUCCACAACAUCAGAUACCUGUUUUCGUGGACACAGAUGGCGAAGUGUAUGUGGACAGCCACGCGAUCAUCUGCUUUAUGGUUUCCAAAUAUGGCAAGACCGAUCAGCUCUAUGCCAAGGAUCUUAAGCGUCGCGCGCACAUAGAUCAUCGUUUGCACUACGAAAACGGCGUACUCUUCCAGGUGAUCAAGGAUAUUGUGGCGCGCAACAUUUAUGGCGGUGAGGCGGAGUACAAUAAGCGCAGUCUGGAGCUUUGCCAAAAUGCGUAUGAUACAUUGGAGCACUUCCUGAAACAGGGCAGCUUCGUAGUGGGCAACGAAUUAAGCGUGGCAGAUAUAUCAAUACACACCACGUUGAUUACACUGGAUCUGCUGCUGCCUGUGGAUCGUCAGCGUUACCCUAAAAUUGGUGACUGGCUUCAACGCAUGCAACAGCUGCUGCCCGACUACGAGGAAGUGAAUAUGAAGGGAGCCAAGGCGCUGCAGCAACGCAUCGAAGGCUGCAUGGCCGAGCACAAAUCCAAGUCUUAAUUGCAAUACAAUUGACAAUACAGUUGAUUAAAUUUUGUUUAAAUAUGUAUAUACAUGUAUAUUUUAAAUAGAAUAUUUAACCGAUUUUUAAAGCUAAUUGGAUUAAAUUCUCACUAUGCUAA
Messenger RNA from Drosophila arizonae, 869 nucleotides. It is a transcript of the gene GstE13, whose product is annotated as Glutathione S transferase E13. Gene Ontology annotation, biological process: glutathione metabolic process. The record is from RefSeq and is a predicted model, not a curated record. Lineage: Eukaryota; Metazoa; Arthropoda; Insecta; Diptera; Drosophilidae. Gene Ontology annotation, molecular function: glutathione transferase activity.